This is a messenger RNA of Acanthosepion pharaonis, 1767 nucleotides long. Lineage: Eukaryota; Metazoa; Mollusca; Cephalopoda; Sepiida; Sepiidae. The record is from the annotation of a GenBank genome assembly.
AUGAUUCUUAUCUAUCUAUCUAUCUAUCUAUCUAUCUAUCUAUCUAUCUAUCUAUAUCAGAAAAUAGGGGAAAAAUUCCUUCCCGUAGCGGUCUUUCAUAUGUAUUUGUGUUUAUUUCUUUAUACUCUUUGUGAACGAUCAGUUCAAUUGGGUGCUUCAGAACGAUCAGCUCAACUGGGUGCUUCAGAACGAUCAGUUCAAUUGGGUGCUUCAGAACGAUCAGUUCAAUUGGGUGCUUCAGAACGAUCAGCUCAACUGGGUGCUUCAGAACGAUCAGUUCAAUUGGGUGCUUCAGAACGAUCAGUUCAACUGGGUGCUUCAGAACGAUCAGCUCAACUGGGUGCUUCAGAACGAUCAGCUCAACUGGGUGCUUCAGAACGAUCAGUUCAAUUGGGUGCUUCAGAACGAUCAGCUCAACUGGGUGCUUCAGAACGAUCAGUUCAAUUGGGUGCUUCAGAACGAUCAGCUCAACUGGGUGCUUCAGAACGAUCAGUUCAAUUGGGUGCUUCAGAACGAUCAGUUCAACUGGGUGCUUCAGAACGAUCAGCUCAACUGGGUGCUUCAGAACGAUCAGCUCAACUGGGUGCUUCAGAACGAUCAGUUCAAUUGGGUGCUUCAGAACGAUCAGCUCAACUGGGUGCUUCAGAACGAUCAGCUCAACUGGGUGCUUCAGAACGAUCAGCUCAACUGGGUGCUUCAGAACGAUCAGCUCAAAUGGGUGCUUCAGAACGAUCAGUUCAAUUGGGUGCUUCAGAACGAUCAUCAAGUUCAGAACGAUCAGCUCAAAUGGGUGCUUCAGAACGAUCAGCUCAAUUGGGUACUUCAGGACGAUCAGCUCAAACGAUCAGUUCAGUUCAACGAUCAGUUCAAUUGGGUGCUUCAGAACGAUCAGCUCAACUGGGUGCUUCAGAACGAUCAGUUCAAUUGGGUGCUUCAGAACGAUCAGCUCAACUGGGUGCUUCAGAACGAUCAGUUCAAUUGGGUGCUUCAGAACGAUCAGUUCAAUUGGGUGCUUCAGAACGAUCAGCUCAACUGGGUGCUUCAGAACGAUCAGUUCAAUUGGGUGCUUCAGAACGAUCAGUUCAGAACGAUCAGCUCAACUGGGUGCUUCAGAACGAUCAGCUCAAAUGGGUGCUUCAGAACGAUCAGUUCAAUUGGGUGCUUCAGAACGAUCAGCUCAACUGGGUGCUUCAGAACGAUCAGCUCAACUGGGUGCUUCAGAACGAUCAGCUCAAAUGGGUGCUUCAGAACGAUCAGUUCAAUUGGGUGCUUCAGAACGAUCAGCUCAACUGGGUGCUUCAGAACGAUCAGCUCAACUGGGUGGAACGAUCAGCUCAACUGGGUGCUUCAGAACGAGUUCAAUUGGGUGCUUCAGAACGAUCAGCUCAACUGGGUGCUUCAGAACGAUCAGUUCAAUUGGGUGCUUCAGAACGAUCAGUUCAACUGGGUGCUUCAGAACGAUCAGCUCAACUGGGUGCUUCAGAACGAUCAGCUCAACUGGGUGCUUCAGAACGAUCAGUUCAAUUGGGUGCUUCAGAACGAUCAGCUCAACUGGGUGCUUCAGAACGAUCAGCUCAACUGGGUGCUUCAGAACGAUCAGCUCAACUGGGUGCUUCAGAACGAUCGCUCAAAUCGGAACGAUCAGUUCAAUUGGGUGCUUCCAAAACGAUCAGCUCAACUGGGUGCUUCAGAACGAUCAGCUCAAAUGGGUGCUUCAGAACGAUCAGCUCAAUUGGGUGCUUCAGGACGAUCAGGACGGUUCAUUAG